AUGAGCACUAACACGGAAGGUUUUCUAUCGAACCCAUCGAAAUGGAAGCGCCCGGACGACAUUAUAAAAAUGCAGCGACUGAAGCAGAAGCAGAAGGCGCUGCAAGAUCGUAUAAACAAACCAUCGAGAGCGGCAAAUCCUUCGCAAGCCAAAGCGAAUGACGAUCCCAUCGCAAAUCGGUUCGAGGGAUCCACCAAACGGAAAAAUCCCUUCUCGAGAAACACGGACAAUUCCGCCAAACGCCAGAAGGACGAUUCGGUCAGUGCGUCGGCCGCAGGCGAAGAAACGAUCUUUGAACUCCUGACCAAGGCGCAGCAACCGGAGGUGCCCCAAAUUGAAGCACCAGUCGUGAAACCCCUCGAGCAGCGCUUCCUGCAACAGUGUCCCGUCGAGCAAACGUUACCGCAGUACGUGGAGGAAGUUCCCAAAACUAGUAAACAGAGCCCUAUCCACUGGAGUGUGAAGAGCAAAAUGCGUAUCAUCUGCCGUACGCCUAUCCCGGGAACUAACCUGCGAACGAACCAGGAAGCCAGCGGUCUCACGUCCUUCGUGCGGUGCAUUGACGCGAAAGAGUCUUCUACCGGGUUGGACAUUUCCCCCGGUGCACGUUUCUACCAAGCAACGCUUUACUGGCAGCAUCCGUACCUCCCCUGGCUUACGCUCUUUCCACGCAACUCACGCAACAAUCACACGCAGAGCACGUUGGACGAAUCAGUGCGUUCGGUCCUGGCAAAGGAGUGGGUGACGAGCUUCCGCAAUCUGUUCCAGCUGCUGCGGGCACGCCAGUGUCCAUACUUUUACGUGUGCGCCAACACGUUUACCGUACUCUUCCGAGCGGCCGGUAUCGGCGGAAGGGUGGAAACACACGCACUGCUAACACCGACAUCGCGAGGGAUGCGGGCAGCCCUCAAACAGGAGGAGAUCGAGUUCAGUAUGCCACUGAAGAAAUCGAGUGCAGCUGCAACCGACAAAGCGGACCAACUGAACCGAUCAAACGAAUCGGGCGUUGGGAAUAGUAGCUUUUCUAACUCUUCUGAAGAGACGCAAGCUGGGCCGACGUCGAAUUGCAUGUCGGAUGAAGAUAACGACGAAGACGAGGACGAUAUGGACAGUGAGCAGUGGCUACAAAGUCUCGGGGUAGAUGCGGCCGAGAUACGUAAGAUUAGCGAUAAUCACAUGAAGAAACAGCAGAUGCGCGAGUGUGGCGGAGACUACGGUGACCAGUCACUAGUGCUUAUCGAGGGAUCGGAGUGCCAGGCGUUCUUUAACUUUCUGCUCAACGCGAAAAGUACCACCGCAAAAGUAGGGCGGUUGGCCGGUGUUCCACCGACACUGCUGGCGCCGGUUUCGUUUGUUGGAGCCAGCCUCCGUACGCUGCAAACCCGUUCCACAAAGAUACGAAUGGAUGGACAAGAUUACCACAGUACCGAACUGCACGGAGUCGUGCUACCCCACGUUCUUCCGUACUUGACGGAUUUGCUGUGUGAAGCGAACGAUAAUUACAGUAUAACGCUUGCGACGGUUCCCAGCACGGCGGGUCUGUGUGAAGCCUCGCAGAAACUGAUCAACGAUCUUGACAAGGAAAACGAUGCAUCCACGCAGGCCGAUCCCGUCUUCGGAAAGGAGAAUCUGUCGGACUGUGGACUCAACCAGCGCGUCGUUGAGAGUAUGUGUCGCGUCACGAAGGACUCCGUGUUCGACACCGAACGUCUACUAUACAGUCUUGACGCUGGUGGUUUCAGCUGGAGUUGAGCGCUACGUUUCUGGUACAAAUAAAUACGCCCGUUUAGACAA
This is a messenger RNA of Anopheles cruzii, 1794 nucleotides long. It is a transcript of the gene hd, whose product is annotated as protein downstream neighbor of son homolog. Gene Ontology annotation, biological process: nuclear DNA replication. Bases 1 to 1752 code for a protein of 583 amino acids. The record is from RefSeq and is a predicted model, not a curated record. Lineage: Eukaryota; Metazoa; Arthropoda; Insecta; Diptera; Culicidae. Gene Ontology annotation, cellular component: nucleus. The transcript is spliced from 2 exons.